CUGCAGUGCCCCCGGAUGGCGUUAUGGCUUAAUGCCAUCACACCGGCGCUCUCCCGCACAGGACUCUCCUCAGGCUGCCUCAUUGACACACCUUUUGUUGUCUCACGCCAACGGUUGCUAGCGAGCAUUACCAGCCUCAACCACCGUAAGGCGAAGUUGGGGCAAAAGAGUAAGUCCGAAGCCGAGGGAGUCGAAAACCGACGGCCGACACUCUGCCAGGAUGAGUGGUGAUGAUAUGAACCCAGCUGCAGUGGCUCAGCCAGUGAAGGAUUUACAGGGAGAUGACCGCUGGAUGUCACAGCACACCAGAUUUGUGCAGGAGUGUAAGGAUGCUGAACCAGAUGUGCUUUUCAUAGGAGAUUCUAUGAUACAACUAAUGCAGCAUUAUGAUGUCUGGAGGGAGGUGUUCUCCCCUCUCCAUGCGCUCAACUUCGGCAUUGGAGGGGACACCACCUGCAACGUGCUGUGGAGGCUGCAGAAUGGAGAGCUGCAAAACAUCCGUCCCAAGGUGGUGGUGUUAUGGGUGGGAACCAACAAUCACCAUCACACCGCAGAGGAAGUCGCCGGAGGAAUUCUCUCUAUUGCGCAGCUGCUCACCUCCCGCCUCCCCAAAGCAAAGAUAGUUGUACUGGGUUUGUUGCCUCGAGGCGAGCGACCCAACCCUCUGAGGCAGAAGAACGCUGCGGUUAACGACUUCCUGCGCUCCUGGCUGCCCCGACUGGGCCAAGCUUUGCUGCUGGACCUGAGCGCGGAGUUCGUUCACUCCGAUGGAACCAUCGGCCCACAGGUCAUGUUUGACUUCCUCCAUCUGACGGCGGCAGGUUACCGCACCAUGGCGAAACCCCUCAGCGACCUACUGCUGCACAUACUGGAGGAGACGCCGGAGGAGAAGCGGGCGUCGGCGGUUUGAGGGCCGUGGGCCGAGAAGCACGUGUAUCCAGAGACAUGUCCGCCCCGACUGCCACGGGAGACGGGGGAGAUAUGUCCCUGGUGUCCGGGGGAUGAAGGGCUCACUCAUACGGGGACGAGCGACCCCGAUGUGAGUGGGCCCCAGGAGAGGUUGUGGGAUCACAUUCAUGGGCGGAGGGUCGGGUGUGGAAGAGGUGCUGAGGAGGGGGGGGGGGGGCCUCGCUGCAGACACUGUGACCGCAGUAGUAACUUCUAUUGCAAAAUUAUUUACAAAGUCCGACUGCUCUGAAUCACAGACAGAUAUUCUGAGAUUAAGGGGGACGGCAGUGAUGCACACACACACACACACAGACACAAGCGCACACACUGAUUAAUUUCGGUUUUUACUCGGUCUUCAGUAAUCUGCAAACACUCUAAUUUCUUACUCCAUGUUUUGCUUUAAAUUAGUAAAAGUGUUUUCUCUACUAACACUAGUCCAGGCUCAGCAUACUCACAGUAGGCAGGAUGUUAUCUGACAUUGAGCAGUGGUACCCAACCCGGAGUCAAGGGCUCCAAGGGAGUCCCAAGAAAAAUAUGAAUAUUUAAGGUAUGUUUUUACUUUUACUUUUUUUUUCUAGCGCAUAAAAUGGCCAGUUUUACCUCUUCCAGGUAAAAUCAAUGCUUGGUGUGGCAUUGGUUGGGAACCACCGCUGAGAUGCACACUAUGUCUCAAAAUGAGUCGUACUUUAAAAAAAGCUCUGCUUUGCUUAUGGUGUAAUCCAGCAAAUGUCAUGUGAAAUAAUAACACAAAUCUAUUAUGAUCCGGAUUUGUCUGUCAAGUGGUUAAUGUGUAAAUAUUACGUUUUUAAGAUCCUGUUGAUCAAUUUAAAAUAGAUCAGUGUAUCUCUGGAGAGUUAACUGCUUUUCCCCAAAACCACACACACUGCUGAUCACUACUGUAUCCGUGUGUUGCCUAAAGUCAUCACUCAACUAAAUGUUCAACUGAAACCUGACGUUGGUGUGGACCGCGUGCGUGUUUUAAGACAAACCUCCACUUGGCUGUUUUUAAAUGAAUCAACAUAUGGUCAUACUAUGACUAUGUAUUUACUUUUUGCUUAUGGAGUUACAUUCCACUGUUUUUUAUCUGUGUACGUUUACUGUGACUAUUCAUUUUAAUGGGCAAACAAACAAGAAGGUUACAGAUCUAAGUUGUUCAUUUUGGACCUGCCAGCUUUCAAAAUUGUGCUUCUUGCAUUUUCCCCUGGGUGUCUGUUUAAUGUCACUGACAUAGUGUGUACAGUUUUUCAGUAUGCACUUACACAAAAAGUACACCUGCUUUCACCUCACCUGGCUGAUCACGAUGCGGGUUAUUUCUCAUAAAUACAGAUGGCUUUCACACACUUCUUUCGGCUUGUGCAUCCCACACUAAUACUCAACCUUUGAUUAGCGAUGUCUCUCUCCCCUUCUCCCCCCCCCCCCCCCCCCUAAAAAAGCAUGCAUAUACAGUAUUUUUCUCUUAAAAGCACGUUUUCAUUCCCUUUCUCCUCUUUUGUUAAAUAUCCCUGUCGUAUCUGAUCUCUGACCUCUCUGUGGUACAUGAAUGGUUUGUGAGUGUGUGUGUGUGUGUGUGUGUGCGCCUUAAGUGUUAAUUGGGACGGUUGUCUGCAGUACGUCUGGGGCGGGAUCGUGUCAGUUGGACGUGUGAGUGUUGGGGGCAGAAGGGGGGGCGGCUGUAUAUAAGACGUAUGAAGCUCGAUGUUGAAGGGGGGGGUCAGAUGGUGGGAGUUUGCGUUUGAUGCCACUGCAUUUGCACUGUUUUGGCCCAUUGUGACAAUAUCAAAAUAAAGCACUGCAAUAAUAAACAAAAACAAAGAAGGAUCUCGUCACAUGUUGGUGAUUCUUUUUUAAUCUAAUUUUACUACUCAAAGUCUGUUGUGCCGAGUGAUCGCAGUUGAAUGCUGAAUAAAGGGACCGGCUGCACGAAUCUGUUCCUGUGGAGGCUUGUGAUUCGCAUCACUGUGCGUUAUGCGCUCACCAGCAGAGGGAACCAUUUUAUCAGACCAGUUGUAAAAAUUCAGCCCCCCCACACCUUCUCUCAUGAAGCCAAAAUGUGCAAUGCAAUGCUUCACCAACUCUAUUUAAGAGCUUUCUUUUGAAAAAAUGCCCUAAUUAAAGAUGAAACUAGGCUUGCUAGAGCGUAUGUUAACUUUGGCAUGUUGUGUAAUACCUACUUAAUAAAUCAUUUGCUCACUUUUAA
Gasterosteus aculeatus aculeatus (three-spined stickleback) is the source of this 3145-nucleotide messenger RNA. It is a transcript of the gene pafah1b2, whose product is annotated as platelet-activating factor acetylhydrolase 1b, catalytic subunit 2. NCBI's taxonomy places the organism in Eukaryota, Metazoa, Chordata, Actinopteri, Perciformes, Gasterosteidae. Gene Ontology annotation, molecular function: platelet-activating factor acetyltransferase activity. The record is from RefSeq and is a predicted model, not a curated record. Gene Ontology annotation, cellular component: cytoplasm.